UUUUAAGUGACGUAUGUCAGCCGGACUGGGGCUGUGUUUCGUUUCUCUUCUUUAGAAAAAUCAUCUCAUCAAAAAAGUAAUUUUCGCGUUAAAAAAAAGUCAAAUAAACGAAGCCGCCGUCGCUUCAAAAAAGGAAGAAUGAAUUUUAUCCUAGUUGAGUUUUAGGUUAAGAAGAAUAAAGAAGAAAAAAAGGGGAACACAGGACGGCGGCAGGUCGAUAACGCACGAACACGCUCCUCUCUCUAUAUAAUAUACGAAGAGAGAAGAGAGAAAAAAAAGAGGCCUGUGUUGGCAAUUCGAUCAAUCUUAAAAGUUCACGACCCGGACUUAUUCGCUUAAUUGGGUUUCAUCCGUGAUUCGAUAACGCUAAAGUGUUUGUGUGAUAGUGUCGAACAAUUUCUUUUGUAGGUAUAUUUCAGUUAAAUUUCGCGUAAUCCAGCGCGCGGCAUCGAUCCCGACCGCCUAACCUUGAAAAUUAUGAGAGUCUAUCGACAUCACGACUCUACAUUUUGAGAUUUUUCUUUUGGAUUUUAUUUUAUACACAGUGCAGUUGUCAAAUAUCGACAAUCUGAGACGGUGAUCUGUCAGGACUGGAGAGAUGGCCACUUCAACAACCCCGGGUUCAGAUCCGUGGGUGAUUCAAGCUCGAGAACGUGUCCGUUAUCAAGAACAGUUUGAUUCUCUAAAGCCAAAUAAUGGAGUUGUUACGGGCGAUCAAGUAAAAGGAUUUCUCCUUCAAUCUCAACUUCCGCCACAAGUUUUAGGACAAAUAUGGGGUCUUUCCGAUACGGACUCGGAUGGGAAAAUGGACAUCAACGAGUUCAGCAUUGCCUGCAAGUUAAUAAAUCUGAAACUUCGAGGCUUCGCAAUCCCAUCAACGCUUCCGCCAAUUUUGGUGCAAAGUUUAAAGGCCUUUUCUAGUGUAGGAACACCACCAGUAGUGGGUGCGAUUCCCCAACCCAUUGCUCCACCUCCAGCGAAUGUCGCCGUUAGGCCACCAUUACCAGCACCACCAAUUGGACCAUCUUUUGUUCCAUCAACAGGACCACCACCAAAGCCGCCAGCGCCUCCUUCGUUUCCAAAUAGUCCUGCAAUUUCGCCAGCUAAUAAAAUUCAACCUCCAGUAGUUCCCGCUGUUCAUCCAAUAUCAUCGACCACUUCAAUGGAUUUACUCGAUCUUGACUUAUUUGAAGUGUCUAUGCCGGCAGUGGCGCCGAUUGCACCUUUAAAUACAAAUCCAACUCCAAUUGCGGCAUUUGGAAUGGGACCAACUGUACCAAUGCAACCAAUGGUUCCAGGAAUGGUACCGGGAAUGAUGCAACCAAUCGGAACAGUUCCUGGCGUUGUGCCAACAAUGACAGCAAUGCCAACUGGCAAUGGAUCGAUUCCAACAGCGGGUGUCAUGCCAAUGGUGUCGAGUGUAACUCCUCCCUCAGUGUCAAUGCCACCGGGAAGUAUUCCAGUUAAUGGGAGUGCUAUUCACACUCCAGUUUCCAGUAAUACACCAUUGAGUACAACGGCAAGACCGCCGAGUAUAGACAGAGUUGGUUCCAUGGAUUCGCAACACAGUCAACAUUCAAUACCCUCGAUUGGAUCGCCGCAAAGCAUCGAUUGGGCCGUACCUCAUCAAACCAAAUUAAAAUAUACUCAACUAUUCAAUACGUGGGACAGAACUCGAUCUGGAUUUUUAUCUGGACCACAAGCACGAAAUAUCAUGGUGCAAUCACAAUUACCGCAACAGAUUCUAGCUCAAAUAUGGACUCUAUCCGAUAUGGACUCGGACGGACGUUUAGGUUGCGAAGAAUUCGUUCUCGCGAUGCAUUUAUGCGAUAUGGCAAAGUGUGGUGAAAAUAUUCCCGUUGCUCUUCCACUCGAUCUUAUUCCCCCGACGUUCAGGCGCCAAAGACAAAGCAGUUUGACGCCUUCACAGGGAACACCGGAUAUUGAUCCAUCCCUUGGAAUGCCUCAGUCGUCUUUUGAAGACAAGAGGAAGGAGAACUUUGAAAAAGGACAAGCAGAAUUGGAAAGACGUCGUAAAGCUCUGUUAGAAAUUCAACGCAAAGAGCAGGAGGAACGUGAACGAAAAGAGAGAGAGGAGGCCGAGAAGCAAGAAAAAAUAAGGUUAGAACAAGAGAGACGUCGACAAGCGGAAAUCGAGAAGCAAAUGUUACGACAAAAGGAAAUUGAACAAGAAAAAGAGGAACAAAGAAAACGUGCUCAGGAGCAAAGAGAAGCAGCCCGAAAGGAAAUGGAAAGACAACGACAACUCGAAUGGGAAACCCAAAAAUCACAAGAACUCCAAACACAAAGACAGAAGGAACAAGACAUUCUUCUAAAAUUGAAAGCGAAAAAUCAAACUUUAUCAAUUGAACUCGGAAGUUUGAACGAUAGAGUUAAAGAAUUAUCGCAAAAAAUUUGCGACACUCGAGUUGGUGUUUCAGGGGUGAAAACAACAAUUGACGGAAUGAGAUCAACUCGAGAUUCACAAUUAAAGGAGAUGGCAGCGUUAAAAAAUAAAUUGAGAGAACAAAAUCAAAGACUUCUUAAUAUAAGUCAAGAGAAGGCGAGAAUUGAUGCGAAGAAUAAAAUGAACGCCGCUCAGGAUGCGGCUGGUCAGGAAGCAAUCAAAAUGGCUUUUGCCAAUAAACAAAUCACAUUGAAGCAAAUGAGAGAUAAAAUUGAAGACUUACAGCAACAGGUAAAUGCAAAGAAAACGGACAUAGAAAACAAUAAUAGUCAGUUGGAGGAAGUGAAAACUCAAAUGCAGAAUCUCGUGACUGAUUGUAAAUGUUUGUAUACUAAUUUUAAUGAUAAAAAAUCACAAGUAUUACAAUUGAAAACUAGCUCUGGUGGAAAUUAUUCGUCAUCGGCGUGGGGUGACAGUGCUUGGGGUGAUUCGGGACAAAAUUUUGAAUCUGUGGACGAAACUUCAUGGCCAGCGACCGAUUCAGCUCCAGUCGAGAGUACAACCGAAACAACUGGUGGUGUCAAAUAUCGAGCUUUAUAUGAAUUUAAAGCAAGAAAUCAGGAUGAAAUUUCAUUUCAACCUGGGGAUAUUAUUUUGGUUACAUCUGUUCCAAAUGCAGAGGAAGGUUGGUUGGCGGGAGAAAUUCGCGGGCACACCGGUUGGUUCCCGGGAAGUUAUGUGGAACCAUUGGAUGCUGCUGAAGUUAAUACCGGAAGUGCAUUCAUUCAACAAGACAGUAUGGAAAAGAGAACUUUAGAAGAAAUUGCCGAAGUUCCGGAAAAUGUUUCGGAUGCUGGCUCAUUGGUUGGAGAGGGUCCUACUGUCGAUCCUAUUGUUCCAACGUUAGGUUUAGGAACCGUUUGCAAUAUUCGAGUGACAGCUAUUUAUUCAUAUCGGCCCACUACUCAGCAACAUUUAACCUUCGACAAAGAUGAAAUUCUUACAGUCUCAGAACAACAGGGUGACUGGUGGUACGGAGAGGGCAACAACGGAAAUUCAGGUUGGUUCCCGAAAUCUUACGUGAGUACUGCAGUGACAAACGGACAAGAGGUGCCUUCAACAGACGGUGGACUCAAUGAAUACUACAUGGCUCUUUACGAAUACACGUCAAAAGAAUCAGGAGAUCUUAAUUUCAUUCAAGGAGAAGUAGUUCUCGUUGUGAAAAAGGAUGGCGAUUGGUGGACAGGCGUUAUUGGCAAUCGAACAGGAAUUUUCCCCUCAAAUUAUGUGGAUAAAUGUGACAUGCCAAUUACGGGUAAUGCAAUCCCUACUAACGGUGAAGCAACAGCAGAAUCAGCAGCAGUACCAAUUUCUGCAGCUGAAACUGACGUUAUUAUGCGUCAGGAUUCGGUUACUGCAGCAACAACAACGUCUGCUGUUCAACAAUCACCACUUCAGGAAAAAACCGCAGAACAACUUGAGGAAGAAAUAGCCGAGGCUGAAGAUCAGGCUGAAUUGCCAGACUUUGCGGCCAUGUCCGCCCAACAGUAUGUCAGGAAGAGUAGAAAACCAGAGAUCGUUCAGGUAAUCGCUCCUUAUCAGGCGACCAGUGCGGAACAAUUGAAUCUUCAGAGGGGACAAUUAAUCAUGAUUCGUAAAAAGACUGACACUGGCUGGUGGGAAGGUGAAUUGCAGGCUCGAGGAAAGAAACGACAAAUUGGUUGGUUCCCAGCUUCCUAUGUAAAACUUCUAACUAGCAAUAGCAAUAGAAGCACUCCCGUUUCCCAUGGGUAUUUAGAUUCACCGACAGAUCCUAAUAUUGAACGUGUGAUGGCGCUUUAUCCAUAUCAGGCACAAAACGAGGACGAGUUAAGUUUCGAAAAAGGUGAUGUGAUUACUGUCCUUGCCAAAGAAGAAGAAGCGUGGUGGAGAGGCGAGCUAAACGGUGUUUCCGGUGUCUUUCCAAGCAACUACGUUUCGUCAAUGUCCAGUGAGAUGAUUAAUGAAGUUAUGAUGACACAACUCGAACCAACGGAAAGAAAACGUCAGGAAUAUAUUAAGGAACUAAUUGCAACCGAGCAGGCUUACAUCGAAGACAUGAGACUCGUUCACGAGGUUUUUGAGAAACCAUUGCUGGAAAGUUUAGUGUUGUCCGUAGACGAAGUCGAUAGAAUUUUUGUCAAUUGGAGAGAUAUUAUUGCUUGCAACGAUAAUUUCCUGAGAACUCUGAGGAUAAGACGUGAUAAUAGUGAUGGAGGAAUUGUAAGAAUGAUUGGUGACAUUCUGUGUGAAAAUAUUCCAAGAAUGUCGGCUUAUGUGAGAUUUUGCAGUUGUCAAAUAUCAGCUGCGGUUUAUCUACAAAAAUUAACGGAAAAUUCGCCAGAUUUUGUGGAAGUUGCUCAAAGAUGUCAACAGGAUUCGAGAACAAAAGGAAUGCCAUUGAGUUCUUUUCUCAUUAAACCAAUGCAAAGGAUAACGAAAUAUCCGCUUAUAAUUGGAAAAAUUUUGGAAAACACCCCUUCUCAUCAUCCGGACAGGCAAUAUUUAACGGAAGCUUUAUCAAAAGCAGACGAAUUUUGCAUUCAGGUGAACGAGGGAGUUCGAGAAAAAGAAAACAGUGACAGACUCGAAUGGCUACAAACGCAUGUUGCUUGCGAUGGAUUAGAAGAGCAACUUGUCUUUAAUUCUCUGACAAAUUCCCUAGGGCCUAGAAAAUUAAUUCACUUCGGAAUAUUACACAAAGCAAAAAGUGGAAAGGAAUUAGUCGCUUUUCUCACAAAUGACUUUCUAUUGUUUGCCCAACCAACGAAAUCGCUACCAAGUGGACAACAAUUUUCGUUCGAACGAAAUUCUCAUCACAAAUUUAAAAUGUACCGAAAACCAAUAUUUCUGAAUGAACUGUUUCUUGCUGGAGAAUCGGAAACUAGUAGCAGUGGGAAUGGUAACGAUUCAACGGAACAUUCCUCGAGGACAUUGCGCCUAAGAGAUGCGAAAAAAUUAAUUAUUCUUCAGGCACCAUCCACAAGUGAAUGUACAUUGUGGACAAGAAGAAUUGCGGAAGCUAAGAAGCAAUUCGCUGAAAAUGAAAGAACUCGAUUGCAACGUCAGCGUUCAAAACAGGCGCAAUUUGGAGCUUGUGGACGUAUUCUCGUGACAGUGCUCGAAGGUUCCAGCUUAAAAACAAUUUCUGGAAAAUGCAACGCAUUUUGUAAAGUGGCAAUGGGAUCGCAAGAGGAGCAAACAGUUGUUGUGUCUGGUACCGAUUGUCCACUUUGGGACGCGUCAAUGCAAUUUCAAGUCAAGGACCUUCACGAGGAUACUUUAUGCAUCACAGUUUUCGAUAAAGGCUACUACAGUCCGGAUGAAUUCAUGGGUCGGGCAGAAGUUCGUGUCGUUGACAUUAUGAGGGACAGUAACGAUUCCUGUGGACCAAUUCAAAAACGCAUCAAAUUACGAGAAGUGGAAAGAGGAGAUGUCGUCUUAAAACUAGAUCUUCGUCUAUUUAACGAAUCGACCAACUUUAUUAAUAAAAAUGGCAACAGUCGAAUAAUUGACACUCGAGCAUAAAAGGAAGAAUAUUUUCUACUCCUCAAACAUAUCAGAACAUUUUUUUGCUCAUACCAAAACUGAACUGAAUUAAUCGUAUUUAGAUUUUAAAAAAAUUAGAAAGAUUUAGUAUUCAAAUUUAUUGUACAAAAAAAUGCAUUUACUACUUCAAAAUAUCUUUUUCUUUACUAUAUUGAUUAUUAUUAUUAUAUUAAUAACAAGUGCAAAAGUUCUGUAAAGAAAUAAAGCCAAUUUUCCUUUUUCAAAACGAAAUAUGACAUAAACGAACAACUACUAAUAUACGAUAGGCUAAUGAAAACUAUUUUUUUUACAUAAGUCCAAUCAUUAUUUAAUUUAAUGAUUUAAAUAAAAAUACGCUCUGAUAUUUUUCACAAAGUUGAAAAAUUUUAAUCAGCAUAAAAAAAAAGAAUUUAUAU
Leptopilina heterotoma is the source of this 6390-nucleotide messenger RNA. It is a transcript of the gene Dap160, whose product is annotated as intersectin-1. Bases 599 to 5974 code for a protein of 1791 amino acids. NCBI's taxonomy places the organism in Eukaryota, Metazoa, Arthropoda, Insecta, Hymenoptera, Figitidae. The transcript has 33 exons. The record is from RefSeq and is a predicted model, not a curated record. Gene Ontology annotation, molecular function: protein binding; calcium ion binding; guanyl-nucleotide exchange factor activity. Gene Ontology annotation, biological process: positive regulation of Rho protein signal transduction.